Messenger RNA from Hydractinia symbiolongicarpus, 3515 nucleotides. RefSeq lists its product as uncharacterized. The transcript has 7 exons. The record is from RefSeq and is a predicted model, not a curated record. Bases 85 to 2409 code for a protein of 774 amino acids. Lineage: Eukaryota; Metazoa; Cnidaria; Hydrozoa; Anthoathecata; Hydractiniidae. Gene Ontology annotation, cellular component: nucleus.
UGUAACUGAUACAUUUUUUAUUUAUUGGUUUACUGGCUUUAUCUUUUUAGGCAGCAAAUGUUGAGAAAAACAUGGUGAAACAAUAUGUUUGAAGGCAAAAAUAUUCAUUUGUCACCAGUUGAUGGCAAACGACUUUGCAGCUUUAGUCGCAAACUAUGCAAACAGCGUAGGUUAAAUGGUUAUGGAUUUUGCAUCAGACACAUACUUGAAGAUUGUCAUGCUCCUUUCAAGCAAUGUGAAUUUACCAUUAAAUCAAACGGUGAAAAAUGUUUUAAUCCUGUCCCGAAAAGUGCAACAAGAAUAUAUUGCAACAAUCACCUACAAGUUCUUGGUCUUCUUCCAAAACAUUGCAACAAGAAGAAGCCUAUAAGUAAGAAGCCUAUCGCGAAACCCAGAAAAGAAGUGAAACCUGGUAAAAUGAAGAAAAAGUCAGAGAAUGCUGCAUCAACAACAAAAGAAAAAAGAAAGAGAAAAAAAGGUAGCAGUGAGAAAGACAUUUGUGAUGCCGAAAAUAUAAGAGUUGAUAACUGGCAGUCUUCAAUGGUUAAGAUGAUGAAGACUUCUGCUCAUUGUUGUGAACAGUGGAAGCAAAAAACAUUGAAUAAAAGUGUGAGUGCAUUUCGCGAUGCCAGACAAAUGUCAACCAGGGAUGUAAAUGUUUUGGAUUAUUACGUUAUCGACGAUGAAUGUGCAGAAUUCUCAAAGAGUGAUGCUUAUCAGUCAGUCAUCCUGGCAUCACCUGAAAGAGUCCAUCAUAAUACGCUGCGUGCUGAUUCAAUCUCCUUUCAAGAGAGAAAAAUACUGUGUAAACUGAAGCACCAAUAUGGUCAACUCAAGCAGGUGGUUAAAGCGAAGCAAGAAUCAGGAUUACUCUCGUAUGCCGUCCUUUCAAAGCUUGCAGCUUCUGCACGAUGCGAUCCUUUACAGACUGCAAACGUUUUGAACACAAGUAACAAUGGCACUUUUUCAUCAAAGAUUUUCAGACCAAGACGCCUACAAGCUGUUUAUAAAGUUCCAUGUUGUAUGGUGGUUGGAAAUACACGUUGUCCUAACGCAGCUCUACCGUACAUGAAAUACUGCAGUGAUCAUUGCACCGAAGACUGGGAUCAACUUUUAUUUUCAAAAGCGGUUAAGCAUCGUGCAAAGAAGACAUCAUCAGCUUGUACGACGAUCUUAUCCUUUCUACAGGACGAAGAAACAUCUCAAAUUCAUUGGAAACGGAAAGGUGAUGUGGUUACUCACUGUAAAAACAAACAGCGUAAACAAUCCGUCAACACAAAACAAACAAGUAUCAACAAGAAAACAAGGCUGAAAAGAACGAUGAAAAAAUCUUCCUCUUCAGUGUCUUUGAAAGCACAAAUGCAAAAGAAAUUUUCUAUACCCCACAAACCUGCUCAGAAACUAAAUGCUCACGUGAACAGUACGUUGAGAAAAUCUGUUGACGAUGAAAAUAAGGUGUUGGACGUUGUUAACGAUUCUACGACGAUGUCGGAAGACGCCGAAACGACGGAAGAUUCCUCUUCCGGGGAGGAAGAUUCUGGAAGCGACACGUUAACACCCGAGGAAGCUUUCCAUUUACCUCCUGGUUCCUUAUCUUCUUUUUCUACUCCUGUUGACGAUGAAGACUCGUUUUCAAAUAUACGUCGCAACUGUGAAGUAGAGGAUGACGACGACGAAUUUAUUCGAUGUUCGAAUUCCUUUGAACCGUUUGAACCCGGCAGCCAACUGGGGCGUGAUCUGACUUCUCCGACGCUUAAUCAGCUAUCUUCGACUGACUUUGACGCCUUUAACAUGUUGCUAUCUCCGACCAAAAGUUUAAACCCUACCGCAACCAUCUCACCAAGAUCGUCGACGUUAAUGGCAGCAUUUAGUAGUGUUAGCACUAUGACGAGCGUAAACGCCAUGCAUAAGUCGUUACUAGCGCGUCAAAAGUCAGACGCGCACGACAGAGCAACAACAUCGUUGAAAAUAACCCCGGUCAACGUUGGUAAUACGUCUCGUAAAAUAUGUUUCAACGCAGGAUGUACGGCAAAACACGACCAUUCGUCGUCAUCUUUGUCAGUGAACAUUCCAUACACACAUUAUCAAGAUAAAAGGCUCUACAAACAUCCUACUGUCUUUACGAACGGCAAACAUACUAAACCCCCUUCACAUGGCCAUGCAGGGGUUGUUUUGACCAAUGGAAUAGCGACACAUCACAAUAAUUCACCAGCCUUGAUAACAUUGGAUGAAAAUGUGCUGAGUAAGCGAUAUUUAAAUGAUUCGUUAUUGACACAGCCACCAUUUUUUACAGAUACGUCGUUAUUUGACGACAUCAGAACAGAUGUUGAUUCGCCAUUGGAGAAGGUGAAUCCUGAUAUAUUUUUUUCUUCCGUUUUUCCUGUUGCACACAGUGCGGCCAACAUUUGACAUUCCUUUAUUGUUUAAUGACAUUUUUCUUUAAGACUUUUUUCCAUUCUCGUUCGCAUAUUUUUUAUACUCCGCAAAAGGGCAAAGUCCUUAUCUAUAUUACUAACCAGUGCAGGUGAUAGGAUAAAAAUACAAACAAAAGAUAUUGGGCGGUAUUCAGGUCCAAGAAGACCUUAAUACAGGUAUGCUUAUCUGUCUUUUUAUCUGUCUGCUUAUCUGUCUUCUUAUCAGGUCUUCUUGGAAAAGCGACUUCGUUUUUGUGCAGUCUUACGCCCUUUAUUAAAGUAUUGUCAGAAAAGCAUCGUUUUAGUGCAGUCUUAGGCCCUCUAUCAAAGUUUUAGGCAACAACGCUUUUUCAUUUUUUUAACCACAUUAUUCACACCGUUUCAGAGACGUCUUACAAAUUCAGCAAACAAGCUCUUUUUACCUAGUAUUUAUAUAACAUGACUAUUUUUAUUUAUAAAAAUAUUUGACUUGGUUUACCUUUAAAAAUUAACAUCGCUGUACGAGUUGUGGAUACACCUUUUUACAAGUAUACUGAUCAUGUUCAAAGUUUCUUUUAAUAUGUCUAAAUUUUGUAGGAAUAAACGUUUUCGCUUUUUCUAACUUCUUUUGAGUGUUGCCAUUUUGGGUUGUGCCUAAAUUAUUAAACUUUUCGUAUUAGGACUUCGGGUUAGGUAGAUGAAAAGUGACUAAACCUGGACACAUAAAAUCUCCUAAAUAACCUAAAAGAUAGGGAAGCUCCUAAAUUCUCGUGAAUAACAUAAAAUUUGGAUCAACAUAUAUCUUCUACCAAGCGCGUCUACUAGUUCGAUGUUUUAGACGAUUGGUCUAGCGCAUAUAUCCAUCUUGUUUUUCCACUAUUACAUUUUUUAAGGACCCGAGAUUACCGAUUUGAAGGUCCUUUUCGAAGCUGAGUCAUAUAGCUGAGCAUGGCGGUUUCUUUUCUUUCAAUGACACCAUAUUUAUGUGUAGAUAGAAACAUACGUCUGUAUAUAACAACAAGAAAAUAUAAUAUGUAUAAUAUGUAUAUAUGGAAAGAGUAAAAGAAUAGUGAAAUUAGGAGAAUUAAAUAAAAAGAACGCAAGUCAUUUUUUAUCUUCAGA